AUUCUUCUCUCUAUUCUUUUUAACUGUUUGCUGUAAUAAUUUCCUUUAUCCCGUAACAGUUUGUCACAAUUGUAUUCUAUAAUCUGUGUUAUAAAAAAACGAGUCACAGUUAUUCGGCCUAAUUAUAGACGAAUAGUUUGAUCUAUUAAAAAAUAGUGAUCCAAUUAUGAAUAAUUAUUGUUUUAUUGUAACUUAAAAACUUUUUACUAUAAGCGCGAUUAUCUCUCUCUUCUUCACGAUGUAGAUAGUGAUAGAUCAAUAAUUUUCUCACGUCUCUUAUGUCUCUCGAAAUAAAGAAACGCAACUGGGAAUAUAAAUUGAAGUUCUUGUAGGUGGUUGGAAAAGCCGCGCGAUAAUCCAACAGAGUCUCAUGGAGAAAAAGAAUGUUUCUUCUUGUCAGAUUACGUCUGUUUCAUGAAGAAAAAGUGGUAUCACGUGGUUCUACAUCCGCGAUUUAGAGAUACGCUUUGGGAGUGUCGCAUCUUCUGCGAUGAAGAAACAUCGAUGGGCAAUAAAUUUCAUUAAGGUUUUGUUCAUUUGAUGUACUCGGCCGCUUUACGGUGGGGAUUCAUUCGACUUAUAUAAGCUGUGCGAAUGAAGUUUUUCGGGUUUUCUUUGUUCAGACGAUCCGCUGAAAACUAGAAUGUCAAGAUUUUUGAUAAUCUUUGGGUUUAUUUUUCUGCUCAUCUGGUUUUCGUCGCGAACUGACGCGGAAUUUGAUUCGGAGAGUUUGCAGCAAAAAUUACUCGCCUUGUUCAGGAUUCUUACUUUCAUGAAUAAUAGACCAAAGCAGAUGAACGUAGACGCUACUUAUGGUGUUACUUUAAGCGAAGCUAACUUGAAAGCCGCGCUUCUUCAUAAGAACGCACAAUAUUUGGAAAGUAAACUCAUCAUGGAUGUUAAAGAUAUGGCUAUGUUUUCUAAUUUCGUUCGAAGAAACUUAAUGGACAAUGUUAUUCCUGCGAACGAAUAUGAGUAUUAUUUGCAAUCAACUGUAAAUGAUCCUGAUUUGUGGAUAAAAUCCAUAUGGUGGACAAGCAUCUUUCCAAGAGGCAGGCUUAUUCUCACUUCAGAAAUAAACUAUUGGACAUUCUUUGAGUCGAUGUGGCAUGGAGCGCCUAAUGAAACACAAAGUGAUUAUUGUAUAGUCACAAUUAUACGUAAUAGUAAAGAAAAUGGCGAGUGUCAAAUUCCUGAGACUUGCAGAGAGAUAUUGUUGAAAGAUGACUGUGCUACGGGAUAUAGUCUUACACACAGGCUGCUCAUGAUACAAAUAGCUCGAGCGUUUGGAUGUCGAGAAGAUAUACCGGUAACAUUUUCCUAUUUGAUACCUGCAUAUUGUGCCAGGAUUUUUCAACAUUUUGUUAGUCUUGAAGCAUUAAAUUUUCCUCGUAUUACACGAGAUCUUGUAAUUGAACAAAUUCUUUUAUGUGGCAUGGAAGGAUAUUACGAAUUUGUUAAUAAACGCUACAAAGAUUUAAUAUUGAGUUGGCAAGACCAAGCUGGUUGUUUUAGCUUGAGAUAUGAUGAAGAACACAAAAUUAGUCGACGAGCAGCGUCGAUAAUCGAUUUCGGAUGUAAUAAUCACAUGACAGGUCUUGCUGCCGGAGUCCUUGGUUUAUUUAUUCGACAAGAUAUAGAAAAUGCAUUUGUUUGAUAUUAAACUUUUCUUAUUUUACUUGAAUACUUUUAUAAAAUAUGUGUUUUUAUUGUGCAAAUCUAAUAUUCUUAAUUAAAAGUAAUUAUUUUUAUUUCAAAUGAGUACAAUUUUUAAGACAAACUCAAUCAUAAUCAAUAAAUAUUUAUUACACUGUAAAAACUAAUUUGACAAUGCUUGCAGAAUUUUCGAAUGUACAACAUGUGGAAUAGAGAAAUAAACAAAAAAAUAUAUAAAUAUAAUUAAAAAUACAUGUAUAAUUUACUUAUAUUAAAUAAUAUUGAUCAUAAGACGAUGCAAAUUAAAAACUCGUAAUGAUACAUGAGUAUACAAUAUAGAGAUUAAUUAAUUAACAUACAUUAAUUAGUUUACAAAAAUUAGUAGGACAAUAUAUUUUGUGCAAU
Messenger RNA from Pseudomyrmex gracilis, 2061 nucleotides. Its product is annotated as UPF0764 protein C16orf89 homolog. Gene Ontology annotation, cellular component: membrane; cytosol. The record is from RefSeq and is a predicted model, not a curated record. The transcript is spliced from 7 exons. Lineage: Eukaryota; Metazoa; Arthropoda; Insecta; Hymenoptera; Formicidae. Bases 644 to 1657 code for a protein of 337 amino acids.